Messenger RNA from Wallemia mellicola CBS 633.66, 830 nucleotides. RefSeq names its product ClpS-like protein. Gene Ontology annotation, biological process: translation. Gene Ontology annotation, cellular component: ribosome. Gene Ontology annotation, molecular function: structural constituent of ribosome. The record is from RefSeq and is a predicted model, not a curated record. The coding region runs from base 1 to 519 and encodes 172 amino acids. NCBI's taxonomy places the organism in Eukaryota, Fungi, Basidiomycota, Wallemiomycetes, Wallemiales, Wallemiaceae. The transcript is spliced from 5 exons.
AUGAGCCUUAGAUUAUUCAGCCAACGUAUUAUCAGUCGAACUGUAGUACCUUCAACCAGUCGUACUUUUGUUUCUUCUGUCCGUAGAUUGGAGGAAUCAACGAACGCCCUUCCUUCUAAUCCAAAAUUAGAAGCUAUUGUCGAUCAAAUCGCUUCACUCAACUUACUUGAAGCUGCUGAUUUGGCUUCUUUGCUCAAGACUAAAUUAAAUAUUCAAGAUAUUGCUAUGCCAGCCGUUGCGGCUGCUCCAGCCGUCGCUGCUGAAUCGGCUGCAGAAGCUGAAGAAGACAAGCCAAAGGAAAAGACGAUUUUCUCAGUUAAAUUGGAAUCUAUCGAUGCUACAGCGAAAGCUAAGGUUAUAAGAGAAGUAAAGGCUCUGAACCCAACAAUGAACUUGGUGGAGGCAAAGAAAUUUGUUGAGAGUGCUCCACAGAUCAUUAAGGAAGGCUUAUCAAAGGAGGAUGCUGAAAAACUUCAAAAGACUUUGGAAGCUGCAGGCGCCAAGAUAGUUCUUGAAUAGACAAUUUCAUAAUGUAUCAAAACAUAAUAAUAAAAAACCUCUCUUUUAUUCUUGUUUGACAACUUCUCUGACGCUUUCCUUGAAAAUUUUGCAACCAAGCUCCAUUUCCUCUUUGGAGAUCGUGAGAGGUGGAAUAAAUCUAAUGACGUCAAAUGCAGAUGUUGUUAACAACAUCAAACCCUUUUCGAGGCAUUUUUUCUGUACCUUUGCCCCAAUGUUGUCUGGAGUUGAGUUCUUGAUAACUGCUGAUGGGAUUGGAUGCUUCGUUGAGCUGACGAAUUCUACUCCAAUCAUAAGACCUAAUCCACGAA